Amoebophrya sp. A25 is the source of this 692-nucleotide messenger RNA. NCBI's taxonomy places the organism in Eukaryota, Dinophyceae, Syndiniales, Amoebophryaceae. The record is from the annotation of a GenBank genome assembly.
AUGUUCUCAUCGUCUGAAAUACUUGAUAUUAUCAUGGACAACAUCUUCCGUUUAUUAGCAUGGUUUUGGUUAGCUAUCACCAUCAGAAUCAGUGUUGUAUCAGGCAGAUAUCCUACUAAAGGUUGCCAGCAUACCAGUAGAAGAGGCCUAUCUUGGGUGCAAAUUUCCAUGAAAAUUAAGUACAUGAUUGAAAGAGGAGAAGUGGGUAAAAUAAGACGAGGGACAUUGUCACUGAUGUCUAGCGCAAGGAUGCCGCCGCGGAUUUCCUUGCAGGACACAAAUCUGAAGUUCACAUUCUUGUUCUUGAUGUGUUGACUUUUGUUCGUAUGUUGCACACUUUGUUAUUGACUUCUUGUUCAUUGCAACUGCAUCAAAAUUGAUUGCACUGAGUUGUACCUUCCUUGAAUGAUGUUACUCCCACUAUUAGUUUACACUUCUCCUGCUUACUACUUCUUAUCUAGUACUUCCUAUCCGCCAUAAUUGUCAUAAAAUAUGACCAUUUUUUCCACCUGAGUCAUAAUUUUCAUGCUUGAAGUUGGAGUGUGCGCCAAUGUGCCACUUCGUUGGGGAUAUACAUAUAUGUUUCUUGCUGUGGAGCGAGGCGUUAUACCUUGCAAGCAACACACGUUCCUAGAAAUCGCAAUCAAAUUUUCAUCCUGAUCAAAAGCGAUCAUGAUGCUGGGGCAGACGAC